GGCAGAACGGAGACGGGGAGAAAGCGUUCUCCCUCUCUCGCACUCGGUCGCUUUCGUUUUCUACCUCCUCCUCCAGGCUGAGUUUCGCCGCCUGGCCGGUGGGCCGGCUGGGUGAAGCUGAGACUCGGGAGUGGGGGAGAAGCUAUGGUGGCCAAGGCAUCGAGGACCCCGUUUUAACUCAGCUGCCCCGGGAUCCGGACCGAGUUGGCCGGCCGAAAAGCGAGCGGACGGCGGCGCCAUGGAGGCGGAGGAGCCACUGAUGGAGAGCGAGAGUUUCCUGCGGACUGAGGUCGAGCGGCUGAACCGCGAGCUGAGCGAAACAACCCAGGAGAAGAUCCAGGCGGCCGAGUACGGGCUGGUGGUGUUGGAGGAGAAGCAGAGCCUCAAACAACAGUAUGAGGAGCUGGAGAGCGAGUAUGAGACAGUCAAACAGGAGUUGGAGCAGCUCCGAGAGGCUUUUGGUCAGGCAUACAGCAACCAGAAGAAAGUAGCAGCUGAUGGAGAGAGCCGUGAGGAGUCCUUGAUUCAGGAGUCCGCUUCUAAAGAGGCAUAUUAUGUUGGGAAGAUUCUGGAGCUGCAAACAGAACUAAAACAGUUGAAAAAUGUUCUCACCAAUGCCCAGUCUGAAAAUGAUCAUCUUGCUUCAAUCACACAGCAGCUAAAAGAGAGCAGUCAAGUUGUGGAGCUCCAGAGGAAUCGCCUACGUGAUGAUAUUAAAGAAUAUAAAUUCCGUGAAGCAAGGCUUUUGCAAGAUUACUCUGAGCUUGAAGAUGAAAACAUCUCUCUUCAGAAACAAGUCUCUGUACUUAAACAAAACCAGGUUGAAUUUGAAGGUCUUAAACAUGAAAUUAAAAGACUUGAGGAAGAUACAGAAUUCCUCAACAGCCAAUUAGAAGAUGCCAUCAGACUGAAAGAAAUAGCAGAACGCCAACUUGAGGAAUCCCUGGAGACGUUGAAGAAUGAGCGUGAACAGAAGAACAAUAUGCGGAAAGAAUUAUCUCACUAUAUGAAUAUCAAUGAUUCGAUGUAUACUAGUCAAUUGAAUAUAUCUCUGGAUGGAUUGAAGUUUAGCGAUGAUGGCAAUGAGCCAAACAAUGAUGAGAUGGUUAAUGGUUAUGAAAACAACAGCCUCAGCAAAAUGAAUGGCGAUAAUAAGCUCCCCACUCCUAAGAAAAAUGAUGUCUUUAAGCCAGCACCAAGUUUGGUGUCCGAUUUGCUAAGUGAACUGAAUAUUUCUGAAAUUCAAAAACUGAAACAGCAGCUGAUGCAGGUAGAAAGGGAGAAGACCACCUUACUUGCUACUCUCCAAGAGUCCCAAAAGCAGUUAGAACAUGCAAGAGGUGCUUUGUCAGAACAGCAUGAAAAAGUUAGCAGACUCACCGAGCAUGUCAGUGCUAUGAAGAAACUGCAGGCUAGCAAAGAACGACAAACUUCACUUGAUAAUGAGAAAGAGCGAGACAGUCAUGAAGAUGGAGAUUACUAUGAGGUAGACAUAAAUGGACCUGAGAUUCUGGAGUGCAAGUACAAGGUAGCGAUAGCUGAUGUAAAUGAACUAAAGGAAGAACUAAAAAAUCUGAAGGCCAAGUACACUGAUAAUGAGAACAAAUAUGAGAAAGAGAAGGCAAGAAAUGAAAGUGAAAUUCAAGUAUUGACAGAAAAACUUGCACUACUGGAAAAAACUAAUAAACAGGACCGGGACCAGGUAAUCUGUCUUGAAAAGGAACUGAAGAAAGUGAGUGAGGUAGCUGAAGGAACCCAAGGUAGCUUGACUGUUGCUCAAGAUGAGCUGGUCACUUUCAGUGAAGAAUUGGCAAAUCUGUACAACCAUGUUUGUAUGUGCAACAAUGAGACACCCAACCGGGUGAUUCUGGAUUACUUCAAGGAAGGCAAAGGUGUUCGCAGUAGUCCAGAAGGUAAAGAAAGAAGAUCACCAGUUCUGCUGACAAAGGGACUUUUUCCAGGAGAGAUGGGAAAAAUUGAAAAUGGUAAUGGAGACACUGUAUCAUCAUCUGGUUCACCUUUGCCCUCCCCAAUGUCUUACUCCAGUGAUCCACGUAAAGAGCCAAUGAACAUUUACAACCUGAUUGCUGUCAUUCGAGACCAAAUCAAGCACCUUCAAAAAGCAGUUGAUAGAUCAACAGAACUAUCCAAACAGCGUCCUGCAUCACCUGAACUCGGGCCAGCGGCAGACAAAGACAAAGAAGUAUUUAUGGAUGAGAUCUUGAAACUGAAGUCCUUGUUAAGUACCAAGAGAGAGCAAAUAGCAACACUGAGGACAGUACUCAAAGCGAACAAGCAGACUGCUGAGGUAGCCCUUACAAAUCUAAAAAGUAAAUAUGAGAUCGAGAAAGCUAUGGUCACUGAGACCAUAUUGAAGCUGCGUAAUGAACUCAAGGCUUUAAAAGAAGAUGCUGCUACUUUCUCAUCUUUGAGAGCCAUGUUUGCAACAAGAUGCGAUGAAUAUGUACAUCAGCUCGAUGAAAUGCAGCGUCAACUUGCUGCUGCCGAGGAUGAGAAGAAGACUCUGAACUCUCUUCUUCGCAUGGCCAUUCAGCAGAAACUGGCACUGACUCAACGGCUGGAGGACUUAGAAUUUGAUCAUGAACAGUCCAAGCGUGGCCGAACCAAGUCGUGGACCAAAACCAGAGCUAACAACCCCAGUGUAAGUCAUGUUCGCUCUUGUGUUGUCAGACAAGAGGGAGUAGUUGUCAGCAACCAGAUGUAUUGCAGUGAGAAGUACAAAAUCUGCUGUGAUUGAUUGUGAUAUACAGGGGAUUCACAAGAGAUUGGAUAGUAAAUAGGUGUAACGCUUUGGUGUGCAGCACAGUAUUAAUGCCCUGUUUUCUUAGCAUUGCAAUAUGUUUAUCUGUAUUGGAUUGUUAAUUGUAUGGAGAUGAAGUAACUGGAUUAGUGUGGCAUAUACAUUUUGUAACUUACGGUCUUAAUUGUGAUACCUGUACAUAUAUGGGAACUGUGGUAUUUCUGAGCUGUCAAUUCAUUCUAUCAGCUUGAUCCAACACCACCGUCUGAAGUCUGUAUAGUACAAAUGUGUUUUUUUUUCCAACCAGUUUAGUUUGCACUUCAUCUUCCAGACAAAGGGUUAUCUUUAACAGUAUGCUUUGCAUAUGUUUACAGUAUUGAUAUAUGCAAAUUCAUCCCAACUCCAUUUAAACUUCAAUUUUGUUUUACCAAAAUUAUACUCAAGAUGAUGAGCAGUUUUAGAAAUGCUUUGAGAAUAAUUGUAAUUUCUUUCAGAAUGAAAAGGAUUAUGGAGUUUUAUAUUUACUAAUACUGUUCUUGAACCUGUUUUAAGUAUAGUAGGUGUGAAGAUUAUAUCCUGAGCAAGAGACUGAUUUUUGUCUCUGUAUUCCAGUAUUGAAAACACAACACAAUGCUUCAGUGUUAGUUCAUGCCACUGGUGCUUGCAGGCUAUGAAUUUGAAAAUGUCUCCCAUGUUUAUUUAUUCGAGCACAGGCAGUGUGGAACUCUCCAUUGUGUGACAAUAUAGGACAUGGAGGAAGUCCUCUUAUUAAAUAUGAGUAAUUUCAAAACUUGCAGUGAAUGUGUUAAUUUUUAUUUCAUAAGAUUUUGCUUUGAAUUCAACAAAUACAGUAACUGACUGCAGCAGUGUCUAUUAUUUACGUAGAACAGUACAGCACAAGAACAAGCCUUUGACCCACCAUGGCUGCACUACCAUGAUGCUAUUCUAAACAAUCCCAUCUGCCUGCACAUAGUUCGUAUCCCUCUCUUCCCUGCCUGUUCGUGUGUCUGCCUAAAUGCCUCAUAAACGUUGCUAUUAUAUUUGCUCUGCCACCUCCCCUGGCAACAUGUUCAAGGUGCCUACCACCCUCUGACGUUAAAAAGAAAUCUUGCCUUGCACCUCUCCUUCAAACUUUCACCUUAAAGCAAUGUCCCUUGUAUCCGUGCUCCUCAUAAUUUUACAUACUUCUAUCAGGUCACCCCUGAGCCUCUGAUUUGAGUGAAAGCAAUCCAAGUUUGUAAAACCUCAUACACUCCAAUCUAGGCAAAAUCCUGGUAAAUCUCUUUUGCCUCCUGUCCAAAAUCUUCCGAUAGUGCGGUGACCAGAACUGCACAUAAUACUCCAAAUGUAGCCUAACGAAAAUGUUAAACUGCUGCAAUAUGACUUGCUUAACUUUUAAACUCGGUGCCCUGACCAAUGAAGGCAAGCAUACCAUACGGCUUCCUAACCACCUUUUCUACGUGUGUUGCCACAUUCAGGGAGGUAUGGAUUUACACUCCGAGAUCCCUCUGCAUACCAAUUCUCCUAAGUGUCCUACCAUUUAUUGUAUACUUUCCUCUUGCAUUUGACCUUCCAGCCUGCAUCACCUCACUUGUCUGGUUUGAGUUCCAUUUGUCAUUUCUCACCCAACUUUUCAACUAUAUCCUGCCGCCUUUGACAACAUCCUCGCUGUUCACAACUCCUCUAGCAUUCAUGUUGGAAAACUUAAUAGAAGUUGAAGCACUUUGAUGCUGUUAAUUUAAAUAAGCAUAAAAUGAAACACACAUAAUGGACUGAGGCUGCAUCAAAUUUGGUAAUCUGUUAUCAAACAUAUCUGCUAUCAGUCACAAAUUUCCUUUGCCUAAGCAAAAUCCCUCCUUGAACCCUGCUAUUUCUCUUUGCCAGUAGCUUUGUGUUUUUAAUACCACCACAUUGCAUACAAGUAGCUGGGAGGUUUGUUUUAAUAUGAAAAUUACGGGCAUUGCGUACCUUCUGGUUCCAAAAAAGUAUCAUAUUAUGACUUGGAAUAUCCAUACCUUGUGAUAUGUAAGCUUAAAUGUUUCACCACCUUCUUUAAAUAAACUUUAUUCAUCUCCUCCUACCCACUUUAAAAAGAUUUACCAUGAAAUAACUACAUGUUAGAAAUGAAUUUAAAUUGUAGAUCCAGAUUUCUAAAUGAAUAAAGUUAAAAUAUUUUGUAUACUUAACUGGCCACAGUGCAUCAAAAGACUGCAAUUGAAAGCUGUUCUGCUCCCAGUUAAAACAUAUUGGCAUUUAUGUAUUACUCACUGUUGUUGUGAAGGUAGUAAGAAAUAGUUAUCAGUUUUAGAAACCGAGUUCUAUAGUAAAGCCUUUCGUAUUAAAUACUUGUUAACUUGUGAAGCAGCUGUGCGACCUAAUAUUUUCUUUAAAUGCACAGCAGUUUCUGUAGUAAUUGAUUUAGGCUACUGAUUUAGAGUAUGACUUCACAGACCAAAAUAAAAGAACAAAGUUUGUUCUUUUAGCUACACUCAAUGCAUUAUUACAAAUGAUUGUUCUGUCUGAGUGCUUUCAGUCCUACUUUAAAGUAGGAUUGAAAGAUUUUUAUUCUUCGAAGUAAUAACUUAUGACACAGCAAGGAUACUGAAGAGUUGAACAUUUUAAAAGUUUGAAACAACCUGUGAUAGUGAACCGGAAAUUUGCCAUUGUUGAAAUCAUGUAUACAAAGUAUUUGUUAAAUUCAUCUUGGUUGUGUGCUGCGCAGUCUUUCGAAGGCCUUUGAUCUACUGGUAAUUAUCAUCUUUGCAUUGAGUGUUAAGCACCAGUGGUUUGAAUUAACCUAGCAUUUAGAUAUGACUUUAAACAUUUUUACUAUAUUUGAAGCAGGCAUAUUUGCUUUCAUAUUUCAGGAAACAUUUUAAUAAUGCAGUGAUUUCCGUUUAGUAGUACAAAACAAAAUUUGAUAACAUAUGGUAUUAUCUAAUUGCUGUUAUGACACAGCACAUGAAAUCCAUAUAAUGCCUACCUCUGUAGCAGACUGUCUAUCCUUUUGGCUUCUGGCUGCAUUUGCUACUGCUUUUAGAAGUCUACAUAUAAUGAGCUGCAUGUCUCUCUUAUCUAAUGGCUUUGUAAACCAAUUCCUGUGAUAAAUGAUCUCUUUGCAUGGCCAAUAACAGGCCACUCAAUACUUGUGAGGUCAACUUCCUAUAAAUGGUUCUCAGCAUGUUAUAUGCUUUAUGUUCCACAGUAAUCCAAAAUGGUCAGUUUUGAUCACUAACAGUCCACAGUUUGCAUUAACAGAUUAAUAUGACUAGCAAACCUUGUGCUAUGCAUUCUUCAUGAAUUGCUUCUUGUGCAAGUGGUAAUUUGUAAUAAGGGUUUUGGCUAAUUUUUUUUUUUAUUUUCCCUUUUUCAGCGAUAAAAGUCCCUGGAACAGGACUUUCCAGCCAAGAGUGCAGUUUUUAAAAAAAAAAAAGCUAGGGUAGUCGGUUGCACAAAAUGACCUAAUAGUGAAGAGAACACUAUUGAACCACAUUAAUAAUAGAGGCAGUAUAAUUUGCUGCCUUGUGUUUGUUUUGCACUGCAAGUUGCAAACAUGAACAAAAUUACAUUAAAAUGGCUGCUGCAGGAAGAGAAACUCACAAGUGUUGAAGAAAUCUUCAAUAAUUUGAUUAACAUUAUGCUUUAUGAUAUAAUACACAAUUUUGAGAUGUUAUGAUAUUCAUAUAUGUUUCCCAGUUACUUGUUGUUUUUAAUCAGACGUUAUACCUGUGCACUUUGAUAUUUUUUGAUUAUUAGAAAGGUAGAAAAUGCUGGAGUUUGUGGAUAUAACUCUGCCGGUCGUGUCUUUACUUGGUGUGAUAGAGUUCUGCAUCCGCAUGCUGCAGAGGAGUCAAUUAUAUUUUUAACCUGUGUUCAAAUUAUAUUUUUACACCACCGGAAUUUGUGCUUCAGCAUUUUCUCCAUUAGAAUUUUUGUUUUGCAUAUGUUAACUGCCACUUCUAAAUCCAGGGUGAUCCAAUUCUGGGGUUUUCUUGUAUAUUAUUCUUAGGAAUAGCUCAAUGUAACAAGGAAAAGAACUUGACUUUUUUUUCUGGUAAUGGUAAUAAGCACUUGAAAAGUAGUAUUACCAACAAAUUCCAGGAUUUCUGGGUUUUAAAAAUAUCAAGUAUCAUUGACUUAAUAGAAUUUUUUACAAGGCGCCAAAUAAAUUCCAUUUUGGAAUUGUUUCCUUAUUUCUUUUUUUUAUUGUGCCAAAACUUGGUACACCUAGAAGAAAAAUCUAAAAGAUUGUUUGUUGUGGGGUGUUCUGUUUCCAUGCCUUCAUUUUGUUAAUCCUGCCAGCAGUGCCUUUGAUGAUUUUAAACAGUGUGCUUGUUCCUACAAUUAUGUUUUUGUGAACUAAAAAGUAUUCAGAUUUCAAAAAGAAAGGAUUAAGCAAUAAGUGCAACUGAGAACCCCCCUUUUGCACACAGUUUCCAGUGUAGUCUUAAUUUUACAAAUAAAUUGUAUGAAAUUCUUCUAUCUCGAUGAUACUUCUGAAAUGCAGAUUCAUGCAAAUUCAGGGGAUGCUAUUUUGGGAACCAAAUCAAGUGAGUUUGGACUCCUAACAGACACAAUAAAUUGUAUUAACACAUUUGUGGUUACAGUACAGAUGACUGUAUCACAUGUUAUCUUAGCUUUGGUGAUGGUUGCAAAUAACUGGUAUUGUUAGCAGAUGUGAAAACAUUAAGACAUUAACUUUCCUUACCUGCUGUAUAAUCAUUGUGUAAGUUCAGCAAACAGAAAAUAGAUGCUGCAUCAACAAACCAUAAACCAUGGAAUAAACUGGUGAGGUUUGUUGAGGACAACUUCUGACAAAUUGGUCAAAUUUAGAAGUAACUUUAAAUUAAGUGCAAUUUAAAUGAUGAAUUUUACAUUAUUGCAAAAAAUAUUUUCUGUUCGCUGGAAGAAUGGUGUAAUUCUUAUCCUUUUUGUUACAGUAUUGAUCAUAAUCUCAGUAACAUUAAAAAAUGUAUUUCAUGUGGGUAUUUAUUUGAAGCAAUUUUCACAGUACUGUAUUACUUCUUAUGUGCAUUAUCACUUAGUGGCAGGUUGGCUUAAACAUAAUGUUAUAUGCAUGUGUGCCAGCCUAGAGACCUUUACACAGAUUUUUUUAUACAAUUAAUUGAAGAUUUUUAAAAUGUGUGGAACUAAAGGCUUGAUAGACUUUGGGAAAUAUUGAACAUUGGACUUGCAAACAUAUAAAACCUGACAAAAGGUUUUUUGUACCAGGAUUAUAUCUGUGUAAAGGUAAUCCUAUUGGCUAUGUCAAUAAAUGUGAUUACAACUAAAA
Messenger RNA from Rhincodon typus (whale shark), 8054 nucleotides. Its product is annotated as protein bicaudal D homolog 2. The transcript is spliced from 7 exons. Gene Ontology annotation, cellular component: cytosol; Golgi apparatus. Gene Ontology annotation, molecular function: dynactin binding; dynein complex binding; cytoskeletal adaptor activity. Lineage: Eukaryota; Metazoa; Chordata; Chondrichthyes; Orectolobiformes; Rhincodontidae. Bases 239 to 2758 code for a protein of 839 amino acids. The record is from RefSeq and is a predicted model, not a curated record. Gene Ontology annotation, biological process: protein localization to organelle; microtubule anchoring at microtubule organizing center; regulation of microtubule cytoskeleton organization.